This is a messenger RNA of Verticillium alfalfae VaMs.102, 1842 nucleotides long. RefSeq lists its product as hypothetical. The transcript has 4 exons. Bases 1 to 1842 code for a protein of 613 amino acids. The record is from RefSeq and is a predicted model, not a curated record. NCBI's taxonomy places the organism in Eukaryota, Fungi, Ascomycota, Sordariomycetes, Glomerellales, Plectosphaerellaceae.
AUGUCGCCGCCUCGCCGCCGCUCGGCCCGGUUGGCCAGCGCGUCAACGCCAAAGCCCAAGAAGGUAUCUCAACUAUCGUCGCUUACCGAGCGCGAUGAGACGCCGGAAGAGGUGGAAUCGACGAGCCGCGAUGGCGUCGCCGCCUCGCCACACCCUCAACCUGCCACACCUGCCUCGUCCGCUCUGAAGCCUCCCAUGUCCGAAAUGCACCCAGCAAGCGCUGCUCACAUGGAGGAGUUUAAAAAGAUGGAUUCGAUUGAGGGUCAUGCCUCUGCCUUCCGUGCUCAACCCGGUCGCUUCACGCCUGUCAAGAAGUCUCUGAAGCGCACCUCUUCCAAGGCGAACCUGGAAGACACUCCCAAGUCGACCCUCCACCGGUCGCCCUCCAAGAACGACCUCCAGAGCACCCCGAGCCAGGCCGUCUCUGGCCUCAAACGCACCUCCUCGAAGGCCAACCUGGACGAACGCACUGAGAAGCAGCCUCUCGGCACUACACCCUCGAAGCUGCGUGCCUUUGCGCCUCAGCCUCAACCCUCACCCUCCCCGGUUAAGCGUGUUCGACAGCAGAUUGAAGAUGACGCGUCCAGCCGCCGACCAAUCUCCAGGGAUGGAAGCUCUCUCCCUCGCCCCACGUCUAGCAGUAACGCCUCGGCUAGUCUGGCGCGUUCAAGCAGCACUUUGACUUCAACGACGAGCCCCGGCAAGGCCACGGCGGCCCGGACGGGUCUCCCUAAGAUAUCCCAGCCUGCUCUGACCAAGUCCCCAAGCAAGGCAUCUCUCAGUGGCCUGACACAAUUCGAGCGUGUCAAGUCGAUUUUGCGCGGUGGCAAAUCGCCCGCUCAGCCUGCAAAGAGUGCAAUUCCUCAGCCUUUCGCUGGUGUUUCGCAGACACCUGGUCCCCGAAUCCUCGACAAGCCGCUCCCGGCUGUACCUUUUACCACGCCGCGCAGGAAGCUAUUCAAGCGGGUCGAAUUUACGCCCGAUAGCAAGGACACCCCAAGCAAGAGUCGCGGCGAGGUCAGCUACCCCAAUCUCGAUGCUAUUCUGAGCCGUAUGAACGAGCCCGAGAGUCGUGGCGCUGCCGGAGAGAUCAAGAGCCCGCUGCCAGCCUCUCCCAACAAGAGAGAAGAAAAGGCUUCUGAGGUUCCUACUGUUCCUGGCGCUUUCACGUUCCGUAGCGAACGCACUGCUCGCUUCGGUACUGGAUCUCCUGCCGGCUUCGGCUCUUCGCCUGGACAGCUCAGUGUCCGACAGGUUCGAGCCUCGAUCACUCCAGUCGAGGAAAUGCCCGGUAGUUUCCCAGAAACCGCCGACCUUCCACGGGCCACUCAUACCAGCAAGACACCGGUCAAGUCCAUGACGGCUGGCAUCAAGCACGGUCUAACCAACGAAAAGCGAGCGCGCACCAACACAGAGCCAUUCGUAUUGAAUAAGGAAGGCACCACACCAGCUAAAAUCGUCUUCGAAGGUGUACCGCACGGCCUGCCCAACGAGAAGCGGGCUCGCACGCACGUCGAGCCUUCUCACCCAAACAAGGAGAACAAAUCGCCCGUCAAGAUCCUCACUGGAGUUGCCCAUGGCCUUGCCAACAAGAAGCGUGCCAGGGCCACCGAAGAUGAUGAACCUGAUGUCGACCAGGAGGGUGCCGACCGUGGUGGUAAGAGGCGCAAGGCUGAACCUGCACCCCACGCUCGUGUUUUGGGCACUCCCAAACUGGCGCGCAGCACCCCGAUUCCCAGUCCUCAAAAGGUGUCGGCGGGAACGCCCAGCCCUGUCAAGAAGCGGGCUGGCAUCAGCAUGAGCCGUUUGCACAUGCUUUCUCAGCCCAAGCUGCGUCGCUGA